AUGCUUCUCUCCCUAAACCCCCUUCAGGCUCUGUUUCUCGCGGCCUUUUUGGGUUCGGUUUUCUUCCUGUUAUACACCCAACUCGCGCUCAACAAGACCCCCUUUCCUCUUCCUCCCGGACCGCCCGGCAAGUUUCUCAUAGGGAACUUCGGACAAGUUAGUAUUGAUCGGCCGGAGCAAGACUAUAUACGGUUGGGGAAAGAGUAUGAUUCGGAUGUGAUAUACACGAAUGUGCUCGGUCAGCAUGUGAUCUGUCUAAAUAGUAUUGAAGCUGCGAAAGAGCUUCUCGAAAAACGCGGACUGAACUACAGUGACCGCCCACGAUUCAGACUGUUUGAGUUAAUGGGAUGGGGUCUCACGUUGACCUUCCUGAGAUUCGGCCCCCAGUUCAAAAUCCAUCGGUCGCUCUUCCAGCAAACCUUUACGCAGUCCAACGUGAAGACGUUUCGGCCCAUUCAAGUCCACGAAGCCCGGAAGGCAGUGCGGUUUCUCCUGCAGGAUCCUGAUGACUGGUUACAGAUCACCCUCCUCAUGGCGACCAGCAUCAUCUUCCGCAUCGCCUUCGGCCAAGAGAUUGUCAACAAGGACUCCCCAUACGUCAAAAUGUCGCUCGAUGCCAACGAUGCCACGACCAGCGGCGGUGUGGCAGGUUCCUCGAUCGUCGACUUGUUCCCGCCGGCACGCUUCUUGCCCAACUGGCUGAACCCAUCGCCGUCACUCCGUCACGCAAGGGCCAGCCGGAACGCCAUCCAGACGGUACAGAACGUUCCGUGGGAGGCCAACAUGAAGGACAUCGAGGCGGGCACAGCGGCACCCUCCUUCAUGAAAACCCACUGGGAGAAGUUCAAACGAAACGAGAAGGCGGGGAUCCCGCAAGACAUAACCCCGGCCGACCUCAAGGGGGCCACGGGCGCCGUCUUCAUUGCGGGCGGCAACACCACGUGGGCCACCAUCCAGUGCUGCCUGAUGUUCCUAACGAAAUACCCACACGUGCAGCAGAAGUUGCUCGCCGAGCUCGACGCCCUCCUCCUCCUCGAGCCUUCGACCCCACGCCUCCCGACUUACGGAGAUCGCGGCAAGCUCCCCUACCUCGACAACUUCAUCCAGGAAGCCAUGCGCACCCUUCCCCUCAACCCCCUUAUCAUCCCCCACCGAAGCAUCGAAGACGACGUCUACGAAAACAUGUUUAUCCCUGCCGGCACGACGGUGUUUGCCAACGUGACGGCCAUGAAUAACGACACGAGGACGUACCGGGACCCGCAGCUCUUCGACCCAGACCGCUACGCCCCGCCUCGGGCCGAACCGUACCCCGUGGGUAACUUUGGGUUCGGCCGCCGCAAGUGCCCCGGGAAUCAUCUUGCGCUUGCGAGUGUGUAUGUGUUCUUGGCUACGUUCUUGGCAGCGUUCGAGCUGGAGCAGGUGAGGGGCGAAGAUGGGGAGUUGAGGAUUCCGGAGCCGAGUGUGAGUGUUGGGUUGGGAGGGGACCCACAUCCUUUCGAAUGCAAGCUGAAAGUCCGCUCGCCUUCGAUGGCGCGGCUACUUAUAAAGGAGAAGGAGGGGCGCUUUUAA
Molecule: messenger RNA, 1569 nt
Organism: Pseudomassariella vexata
Lineage: Eukaryota; Fungi; Ascomycota; Sordariomycetes; Amphisphaeriales; Pseudomassariaceae
Product: cytochrome P450 1A2
Exons: 4
Coding region: 1-1569 (522 amino acids)
Molecular function (GO): iron ion binding; oxidoreductase activity, acting on paired donors, with incorporation or reduction of molecular oxygen; monooxygenase activity
Source: RefSeq, a predicted model, not a curated record